CGGCUCCCUCCGAUCCCAGCUCCCAGUCCCACCAGGCCAGCACCCUCUCCUCCCUCCGCCCACUGGAUCCGAGACCCACGCGAAAAACUCGGGCCGGAAAAAACUCGCCAGGAAAGAGAACGCUCGGAAGGGAAACACAGGCUCCGGCUCGAGACGAAACCCUAACCCUAGCUCCGCCCGCCCCUCCGCCGUCCCUCCUCGCCGGAGGUCUCCCCCGGCGACGCAGCCUCCGCCGGGGGCUCCGGCGGCGAUGCGCCCCUCCCCGUUGGAGGCGUUAUGAGCGGGGAAAUGGCCCGCGCCGAGGCCUUGCCCCAGGGGGAGGCCCCCGUGCUUGGUGUCGACCUGUAUGCGCAAGCUACCAAGGCUGUGUCCCUGCGGACGCCGUUCGAGGGCGAUGAGGCGGCGCCCAGGGUUCCCACGCUGCCCGCGCGGCUCGUCAGCUGGGCAGGGCCGGGGGACGCCCGGAAGAAGCACAAGAAGAUUCUGCCUCCCCGUCCGGACGAUGCUGCUCCCGAGCCUCCACCAGUCUCACCUGUAGCCACCCCUGCGAAGGUUGGCUUGUGGGACCAGUUUGAGGCUUACUUCCGUCCUGUAACAUUGGCUGAUGUCGAAAUGUUAAGACCAAAGCUCCCAUUCGGCUACAGCAAGGUCGACCCAUGUAUGCUAAUACCAUUUCUGGGCAGUGACAAGGAGUUAAUAAACCAAGCUGAGACAUAUGACGUGGCUGUGGCUGAAACAACCUCGUAUUUGGGUGUUGGUGGCGAAGAAGUGGUCACUAACCGGGAGCGCGGCGUGCAGAGUGUCCAUCUGGCUAGUCAGAAAGAGAGGAAUGAUCAAAGCGCUGAACAGGACAUACAUGAUGUGGUUGUGCAACAGAUGGUCAGUGACAAAGAGCUUAAUAGGCACAGAGGGGAACAGGGCAUACACGAAGUUUCUGUUCAGUUGGGAGGGAGAUCAUUUGGAGUGGAUCAACCUGGGAGCAGCAGUGGCAUUGUGUUAGCACAAUGUAUUGAGGAGGAAGGAGUUUCACUGAAUUGGCUGAUAGGAGCAACAGGCCGGUUUGUUCUCACUUCAGAGCGACCCAACAAGAAGAGAAAGCUUCUGGGUGCCGAUGCUGGGUUAGAGCAGCUUGUUCUGCUUCCACGCACAGGGGCUGAGGCAUCGUCAAGCUGUGAUGUUUGUUGUCUUGGAGAAAGUUCCAUGGACUCCAAUAGGAUAGUUAACUGCAGCAACUGCAAGGUGUCAGUGCACCAGAAGUGUUAUGGUUUGCAUGCUGUGCCUGAUGGGCAAUGGUUAUGUGCUCGGUGUACAUAUCUAGAGUCUACAGGGUGGUCAUUAAAUGAAGAUGCUGGCGGCACCCAGUCGAUGCCUUGUGCUUUAUGCCCAAAGGAGAAAGGGGCUCUUAAACCCGUUAAAGUGGAGCCUACUCGAAAUGAGGGUGUUGGCCACCAAAAAUUUGUGCACUUGUUCUGUAGUCUCUGGGCACCAGAGGUUUUUGUUGAGGACAUGGAGUCAAUGGAACCUGUACUUAGUCUUGAAAAUGUCCAAGAGAAUCGGAUGAAGUUGACGUGCAGUAUCUGCAAGAUUAAGCAUGGUGCAUGUGUCCGAUGCAGUCAUGGGACUUGCCGGACGCCCUUUCACCCUAUAUGUGCAAGAGAGUCAAAGCAUCAAAUGGAGAUAUGGGGGAAAUCCAGACACCCUAAUGUUGAGUUGAGAGCAUUUUGCUCAAAGCAUUCUGCAGUUGGAUACACCAGUUCUGUAGAGAACAGUAACCUUGCUUCUGAACAGAGAAAAUCUGUCCCAGACAAUACCACCCUCAAUUCGGGAAAAAUUCCAAUACUAAGGUUCACACGCAAAAACAAGGACAAAUUCAUCAAUUGUGGAACCAGCACCUCUAGUUCUGGUAACCUGAUUAGAGUCAAGACAAUAGAGCAAGGUGCUUUAGCUAACACAGUUAGAAAUGCAAAUACUCAACCUAUUCGAAUCUGGGAAACAGGUACUGGUCAUACCUCUGUUGGUGGUGAUCAUAUGAGAAGUUCUGGUGAUAUUGCUGUAGUGCUUAGAAAGCUAAUUGACAGUGGAAAAGUUAGUGUUAGUGAUAUAGCAUCUGAAGUCGGUAUUUCUUCGGAAUCCUUGGAAGCUGCUCUCGUGGGUGAAACUACCACUUUUUCCCACGGUUUGACGCUCAAAAUUAUCAAGUGGCUCCAAAAUUCUGUGCAUAUGCAUGGUGCUCAAGGAAAUGUUUGUAAAGGGAGAUCUGGGGUGGUGCAAGAUAACAAAUCAGAUGGAUUGGACACCACAGAUACUGUUAAUGUGAAAAAUGCACUGGUCCUAGAUGAUGACAAGGGUGUACCUGUUGAUGUGCCAGAUUCCGCUGUAACUGAACCUGCAGGAACAAGAUCUAAAAGCAACAGUAAGAUAUUGAAAGAAAAUAAUGCAACAUGUGCAACUGGUGUGACUAUUUUGCAAAAUGGAAAAAAGAACAUGGUUAAAGAAGGUUCUAAUCCUGAGUGCUCUGCUAAACAAUCUGCAAAUGAAUCUACUCAGGAGUUUUCCCCAAUCAGUAACAAGGAUGUUUUAAAGGAUGAACAUCGAAUAUUGAUACUGAACGACACCUCUGGAAACAAUGAUUUUGGUACUUCCACAGAGACACCAAAUGAAAACCAAGGUGCAUUACUUGGAAGAAAAUUUAAUGACUUAACUGAGGUUGAACUGGGCCCAUGCUUGGAGAAGGGAGUAUCUUCACAUGAUCAUUGUUUUGUUCAGGCUGAUAAUGGUAGAGAUGGGGUAGACUCGGUUGAAAAUAGCUUCAACGCUCGUGUUUGUGAUUCAAAUUGCUCUCAUGGACAGCCUUUCUUCAACUUUGAUGAUUCACAUUCUUAUAUUCAUCCUUUCAUUAAGAAAAAGAUAUCUCAUCAUUGGGAUAUUACUUUCAAUCAGAAUAAGGAAGCUCUGAAUCACUAUGUACAAGAGUCAUCAUAUCCUUCCCAUGAGAAAAUACCAACUGAUUCCUCGGUAGAAGUAGAGGGUACAGCAGAUACAACUGCAACAGGUCAAGUUUCAAAAGCAAGGUCUUCAAAAAUUCUCGAGCAUUCACCUGAUGAUGAAUUAGAAGGAGAGAUGGUAUACUUACAAUCUAGGCUGCUUGACAAUGCUGUUGUUCUAAAGCACAGAUAUGAAAAAUUGAUAGCAAAGGUUGUCCAAAAUCUUUCUCGCGAGCUGAAUGCCUUCAGUAAAAGAAAAUGGGAUCUUAUUUUUGUGAAUCAGUUUCUUCAUGAUGUUAGAGAAGCUAAGAAACGUGGGAGAAAAGAAAAGAGACAUAAGGAAGCCCAAGCUGUACUAGCUGCAGCUGCAGCUGCUAUUGCAUCCUCCUCACGGAACUCAACUGUGAGAAAAGAUGCAAAGGAGGAUGCACCAGAGAGUUCUCCAAAACUUGUUGCUGGAUCUUCAAGGGUUGGGCAACGGACUUCUUCAUUGCCACGCAUUAAUGAUUCAUCAAAGUCAUCGGAUAACAAAUUUGGAAGUUUUCAUAUGCCAAUUUCCUCGAAAGAAAAUGGGUUAUACUGUGAUGUAUGCAUGCGAACUGAAACUCUGUUGAACCGAAUAUUUGUCUGCUCCAGAUGCAAGGCUGCUGUGCACAUAGAUUGCUAUAGAAAUCUGGAAAAUUCUAUUGGACCCUGGAACUGUGAACUUUGUGAAGAUCAAGACAUUUCAUUAGAAGCUGCAACCGUUAGCGAUAAAUCACAUUGUAAUGGCAAGAACUUACCCUUUGCACAGUGUGGCAUGUGCCAUGGCACAUCAGGUGCUUUUAGAAAGACUGUAGAUGGGAAGUGGGUUCAUGCUUUCUGUGCUGAGUGGUUGUUGGACACCAAGUAUGUAAGGGGACAAGAUAACCCUGUAGAAGGAAUGGAAAGCCUUGUAGAGGGAAAAGACACUUGUUGUGUCUGCCUCCGCAAUGUUGGCACGUGCUUAAGGUGUAGCAGUGGGGAUUGCAAUAUUACUUUUCAUCCUACUUGCGCUAGAAGUUCUGGUUUAUACAUGAACACAAAAGGGUUCGGUACUACACCACAGCACAAAGCAUACUGUGGCAAACACAGCGUAGAACAGAAAGAGGCUGAUGCGCAGCAAUAUGGACCCGAGGAGCUAACGAGCAUGAAGCGAAUGAGGGUUGAACUGGAAAAACUACGCCUGUUGUGUGAGAGGAUAAUUAAGAGAGAGAAGGUGAAGAGAGAGACGGUUAUGUGUGAUCAUGACAUACUUGCCAAAACAAAGGACACCGUUAUUUUCUCCUUCCUUGCGUGCGGAGCAAGCUCAGAAUCUGCAACUACUUCAGUUAAUAACAGGUCCUACAGUGGAGCAGCGCAAAGAUCUGAUGAUGUCACAGUAGAUAGUACUAUUUCUGGGAAGAAGACCAUAAGGUUUUCUCUGAAUAACAAAGAUGCUGAUAGAAACACAGCUGACAGCUCGAGGACAUUGAUAUCAUUUAAACGCAAGUUGAGUGAGAGGGGACCUCGAGCUGGUAAGCAACUUCCGCAGAGGCCAACUAUUGCUGCAGAGAAACUAGAAGAUGAAGACAAGAAGACAACCGAUAAGAAGAGAGAAAUGUUUCAGAAGGAGCGCGUUAUGACAUCUGAUCAAGCUUCUACACAGAAUCAACUCCUUCCUCCAGGAUAUUUUUAUGUUCCUCGGGACUCUUUAUCUAAAGAGAAGCUAUGGAAUCGUACACAGCCCCAUAAUCCACAGGAGCCUGGUGGAUAGGAUCAGUUGAAACCAAUCCGGUUCAUUUCUCUCGCGGAAGGCCAUAAAAAAUUUGUGCAAGCUUGUUCUUUGCAACUGAAAAUGACAAGCGGCAAGCAGGGCUGGCCAGUGCUAUUGCCGCAAGGGUUACAGCCAAUCCGUGAUCUUUUUUGGACCCAAGUUGCAUAAUGGUGCAGACUGAGUUAUUUGUGUGAAUGUAUGGUGUGGCACCAUAACAAGAAGGCUGCCCCCCACCCAGGUAACUCGAAUGAUCAGCAAUAUGGGUGAAUUGACCUACCUGUGCUAUACCAAAGAGCGUGCCAACUGUAUAUAUGAGUUUCUUAGUGCGCAGAUUUUGUAAAAUUGCCCUGUACAUUCUUUCCUUUGCAAAUACUAGUUUAGUUGCGCAGGAGAAAAGUAAUUAUAAAUCGUUUUUGGUUGGAUAAGAAAAGAAAUUAGCUUGGUUCUUUAUCAUGGUUCAGAAGAAAAUGCAGUGGUGCUUGCGAACAACAUUGGGCAGAGGUGUUUGCUUGGUCUCUGUAAGGAAUGGUGAAGGUGCCAAAAAUAAGGUCAUGUCACUGCGUUUCGGCAACAAUUUGUUGGUGCUAACUGGGAAGUGGUAUCGUACAGGCUGAGACACUGUUUUAGCUAAUUGUAGCCGGUGGCUUUUCCGGUGCCUUUUUGUUUUCGGGAAACAGUGGUCUCUUUACUGGUUAACUGGUCUUUAGAUGUCAAGAUAGCAACAAUGUUGAAUUUGGCCUGCAAGUUGUUAGGUUGAGAA
This is a messenger RNA of Sorghum bicolor (sorghum), 5518 nucleotides long. RefSeq lists its product as uncharacterized. NCBI's taxonomy places the organism in Eukaryota, Viridiplantae, Streptophyta, Magnoliopsida, Poales, Poaceae. The record is from RefSeq and is a predicted model, not a curated record. Bases 277 to 4758 code for a protein of 1493 amino acids. Gene Ontology annotation, biological process: regulation of transcription by RNA polymerase II. The transcript has 19 exons.